Molecule: messenger RNA, 1257 nt
Organism: Tarenaya hassleriana
Lineage: Eukaryota; Viridiplantae; Streptophyta; Magnoliopsida; Brassicales; Cleomaceae
Product: succinate dehydrogenase [ubiquinone] iron-sulfur subunit 3, mitochondrial
Exons: 4
Coding region: 54-1019 (321 amino acids)
Biological process (GO): respiratory electron transport chain; aerobic respiration; tricarboxylic acid cycle
Cellular component (GO): mitochondrion
Molecular function (GO): 2 iron, 2 sulfur cluster binding; electron transfer activity
Source: RefSeq, a predicted model, not a curated record
CAAACGAGAAAUCAAUCUCUUCACCGAAAAAAAAGGACGCCGGAGAAAAAGAGAUGACGACGGCGAUGUUGCGGCGGAGCAUCUGCGGCACGGUGGCGGCGGAGAGAAUCUUGAGAGUAAAGAAGGGAUACGGCCACGGCAUGAGCAGCGUGACCGGCGGAGAUUUUCCGGUUCUAGAAGGGCACGAAGCUGCACAAGAACACGCCCGAGGAGCCCUCAAGACUCACCAGACGACGAAAGAGACAUCGAGAGGUUACGACAAAGUGAUGAUGAAGGAGUUUAGGGUUUACAGAUGGAACCCAGACAAGCCGGAAACUAAGCCCUUUCUCCAAUCCUUCUUCGUCGACCUCUCCGCAUGCGGUCCCAUGGUAUUGGAUGCACUGCAAAAGAUAAAAGCGGAGGAAGAUCCAAGUUUAAGUUAUAGAAGGUCAUGCAGAGAAGGGAUAUGUGGGUCGUGUUCCAUGAACAUCGACGGGACAAACACUGUUGCAUGUCUUAAACCCAUACAUCCAGACACCUCCAAGGCCAUCACCAUCACUCCCCUUCCUCAUAUGUACGUCAUCAAAGAUCUCGUCACCGAUCUUACCAAUUUUUAUCAGCAGCACAAUGCAUGUAGAGCCAUAGAACCGUGGUUGAAGACGAAGCGGAAACCUACGGAUGGUCGUGAAUACAGGCAGUCACCAGCGGACAGGAAGAAGCUGGACGGUCUGUACGAGUGCAUUAUGUGCGCGUGCUGCAGUGCGGGCUGUCCGGCCUAUUGGUGGAAUCCCGAAGAGUACAACGGACCGGCGGCUCUCCUCCAUGCCUACCGAUGGAUCCGCGACAGCCGGGACGAGUUCACGGAGGAGAGGCUGCAGGCCAUCACAGAAGAUAAUAAAAAAUUGUACAGGUGCAGGGCCAUCAAGAACUGUACGGCCACCUGCCCCAAAGGCCUCGACCCUGCCGGCGCCAUCUUGCGCAUGAAGACCAUGCACUUGCGUCACCUCACCGUUGAAAACAUCAAAGAUGUGGAGAAUUGAAUCUUUGAUGUCUUGAAAUACCUGCAAGUCUAGUGGACCGUUGGAAGAGGUUUCCAACAACUUAUAAUAUAUAAUAAUGUACAGAUCGUUAGGGAAUCUAAGAUUAUGGGCCUGAUCUAAGACCAAGCGGAUAUAUCUCUAUUACUUUUUCGUCUGUCCUUUAAAAAAAUCUAGAAAAUCUAGGUUAUGGGCCAGUGCCUGGUCUAGACAAUAAUAUAUACAUUAAAUUUUAACAAGA